CCCGGUAGGGGUGUCCCCGGGCACGCGGCGGAGAUGAAGCUCUUGAAGCAGUGGUGGUCAACCGGCGGCGGCCUCCUACACCUCACCGUGCUACUGAGCUUGGCAGGGCUCCGCAUAGAUCUGGACCUGUACCUGCUGCCGCCGCCGCCCACCCUACUUCAGGAUGAGCUACUGCUUCUAGGUGGUCCGACCCGCUCUGCCUAUGCGCUCAGCCCCUUUCCAGCCUCCGGUGGGUGGGGGCGCACCAGCCUGCUUCACCCCAAGGGCCGGGAGCUGGACCCUGCUGCGUCACUCGAGGGCCAGCUGCUCCGGGAGGUGCGCGCACUCGGGGUCCCCUUCAUCCCCCACACUCGGGUUGACGCAUGGUUGGUGCACAGCGUGGCUGCCGGGGACGCGGCCGGGACCCAUGGGCUACUUGGUGCCGCCGCCUCGUCGGGUGCGGGUGUGGACGGCGGCAGCCAGGCAGCGCCGGGAGGCGGCGGGGGCCCCCGAGCGGGUCGCAGUAGCCCUUUGGCCGCCGAGGAGGAGAAGGCACCCGUGGAACCGACGGCGCAGGUGCCGGACGCUGGCGGACGCGCGAGCCAGGAGAAUCAAGUACCAAGAGAGAGGUAUGAAGGUAUGGAUCACAGAUCUGAGGAGGAAAAAAACGAGGAAAGGGUGUCCGGCCAGAAGGAGAAAUUACAACAGAAUAAUGAAGAUGAAAACAAAGUAGCAGAUAAACCUGAGUGGGAGGCGGAAAAGACUGCUGAAUCUAGAAAUGAGAACAUCUCAGAAGAUUUCCCACCUCUUCUAGGGAGUACCAGUGAUGGCAUAAAUUUUACCCAGGCUAUAAGUCAUGAUGUCAAUCUCCAUGAGGCCAUGUUGCUGUAUCCCAACACCACAUUUACAAGAGAUCCCGUAGCAAGGACUUCACAGGCACAGGAACAAUUUUUGCAGCUGAAUUUUCAUUCCAAUCCUGAGCAAACCCUUCCAGGAACUAAUAUAACAGGAUUUGUUCCACCUGUUGACAAUCAGAUGUGGAAUCUAACAAGCCAAGACCUCCUGUAUGACCUUGAUGCAAAUAUACUUGAUGAGAUAAACUUAUUGUCAUUAGUCACAGAAGAAAAUUUUGAUCCCAUGGAAAUCUCUCAGCUUUUUGAAGAACCAGACUCAUUGAAUUCAAGUCACCAUUGCAAUUUUUCUCUCUCGGUGUGUGAUGAAGAAGGUGCUAUAGGUUAUAGUAGUGACCCUGUUUCUCCUCAUUAUGACUUAGAAGGGGCUGUAGGAGGCUACUACCCAGAAUCCAGUAAACUGUGCCACACGCAUCAGAGGAAUGAAUCUGGUUUUCGUGGGGAUCUCACAUUUCACGUAUUUCAUGACCACACUUACCAUACGAAGUCAGAUGAACUAGAACCCACUUCUGAAUCGCUUUCAUGGCCUGGGAAAUCACAGAAAGUGAGUAGGUACCUCAAUGAUACACAUAGAAAUCUAAGCCGUGAUGAACAACGGGCUAAAGCUCUGCAUAUCCCUUUUUCAGUAGAUGAAAUUGUCCGUAUGCCUGUUGAUUCUUUUAACAGCAUGUUAAGCAGGUAUUAUCUGACAGACUUACAAGUCUCGCUCAUUCGUGAUAUCAGACGAAGAGGGAAGAACAAAGUAGCUGCCCAGAACUGUCGUAAACGCAAAUUAGACAUAAUUUUGAAUCUAGAAGACGAAGUGUGCAAUUUGCAAGCAAAGAAAGAGACCCUUAAAAGAGAACAAGCCGAAUGUAACAAAUCAAUUACCAUAAUGAAACAAAAACUGCAUGACCUCUGUCAUGAUGUUUUUAGUAGGUUAAAAGAUAGUGAGGGUAGGCCUGUUGAUCCAAACCUGUAUGCACUUCAGUGCAAUCAUGAUGGAACUGUUUUGAUUGUGCCCAAAGAACUGGUGACGGAAGGCCAAAAGGGAAAAAGGAAAAAGUGA
Marmota flaviventris (yellow-bellied marmot) is the source of this 1938-nucleotide messenger RNA. RefSeq names its product NFE2 like bZIP transcription factor 3 (gene Nfe2l3). Gene Ontology annotation, molecular function: RNA polymerase II cis-regulatory region sequence-specific DNA binding; DNA-binding transcription factor activity, RNA polymerase II-specific. Gene Ontology annotation, cellular component: nucleus. Gene Ontology annotation, biological process: regulation of transcription by RNA polymerase II. NCBI's taxonomy places the organism in Eukaryota, Metazoa, Chordata, Mammalia, Rodentia, Sciuridae. The record is from RefSeq and is a predicted model, not a curated record.